UUCUAACAACGAAUCUCGGAUGACCAAUCUGUGGCCAACAUGGCUCUCUAGUAAUAGUAGCAAUGCCUUCAUUGUAAGUCAAUGUUCAUGUUCCCUUAACUGGGGCCAGCAAAGUUCAUGUUCCCUUAACUGGGGCCGGCUUUCCAGGCAUACAAGUGUUUGUGUUCAGUCAUAGUUAAUGUUGGUUUUCCUUGGUUUCAUACAAAUUGUAGUUAAAAAUAUUUCUUUUUUUCUAGAAAUCAAGAUGGCACAUGAGAUACAUUUAAAGAACAAAAAAUACCGGCAGUGGGUUAAGGCUGGCCUAGGCUUGGGUUAUCUUAAAGAGGGACUUGCGCCAUUUUGUGAUGACAUAGGAAGACAGCAGCACAACUAUAUUAUAAACCAAAUACAACAAACAAAGACUCCUCAACCAAAUGUACCGUGUGGAGUCUGUCAGAUAACAACUCUCCAGCCAGACCAUGUUCGAGUCUCAAAAGGGAUAUGUCCCCUCAAGCAAGAUAAAUGUAACUGUUGCUUUCCAAAUAAUAAGAAACCAUGUCCAAACAAUGUAUGUGGUGCCAUCUAUGACAGCAUUAUACAGAAUCAUGCGUCAAUACCACCGGCACCUUUUUGGAAAAACAGUGAUGUCCAACAGUGGUCAACAGACCUGUGGAGUAUUAGUAAAUGUUUUAUUAAUGCUCCUGGGUACAAGGACAAACCAUCAGCAGUCGAUACCGACUGCACAGGGUUGCUUCAUGUUAUCAUAAAUAACACAUAUUUUCAUAGUCAUAUUGGAUGCAAUAUUACAGGACCAAACAAUCUUUUUUCAAAGGUACGGCAGUAUCGAAAUGAGAUUUUUCACUCAAGCAAUAUGGAGUUAGAGGAGAGUAAGGCUAAUUGUUAUAUUGAUGACAUGAUAGCUGUUCUACAAGAUGGUAAGGAGCUUGUACAUCGACAAGAUGCACAACAAGCUGUUGUGAAACUCCAAGAUUUGAAGAAGAAAAAUUUCAUUAUUACCACUGAAGGCUUUGAAGAUAUCCUGAGAGAAAUCAAAGACGAAAUGUCAAAAGUUCUAAAAUCAACAGAAAAUUCUGCAACUAAAGAUGAAUAUGAUGAUCUGAAGAAGAAGCUAAUAGAACUUGAAACCAAAAUGUCUGACGAACAGAAGGGAAAACUGGAAAAUGAAAAAGAACUUGCAGAACUAAAGAAAACAAUUACUGACCUGAAGAAGAAGCUAUUAGAACUUGAAACCAAAAUGUCCAAAGUAAACGACGAAAAUCUUGAGAAUGCAGAAUUGAAAAAGAAACUUGGAGUCUUGGAGACUCUUGUUUCAGAACAGAAAGAGGAGAUGGCAAAUAUUAAGACAGAAACUUCCUCAGGUCAAAGUCAGGCAGAGUAUGAUCAAGCCAAGUUAGGUUGUCGUACUCAAUUGAUAGAACAUUAUCGCAGUGAUGUACUUAAAGUAUCAGCAAUACCUUUACAACCAGAUGAGGAAAAUUAUAACUUCAGUGACGUUUAUAUAAGACCCACUAUAACAAACAAGAUAGAAAAGAACAGAGGGGAGUCUGAGGAAAAUGAAAUACAGUCCAUGUCAGAGAUUUUCACAAAGAAUGGGGAUCCACAGAAAUUUAUUUACGUUGUUGGAGAUGCAGGGUCUGGUAAGAGUAGUUUCUGUAAAUAUUUGAUCAACUGUUGGUGUAUGGCACACAGUGAUGGACACAAUGACGAUGAUGAAUUUGAUGGAGUCAAGGAAAUGAAGAAAUUUGAUUUCAUGUUUUAUAUUUCUCUUAGACAUAACAUUAAGAUCCGAAGUGUCAAAGAAAUGCUUGAAAUGCGAUAUGAUAAGAUAAAAAAUUUAAGUAAAAUUCUGGAAAAUGAUUCUGAAAAGAUAAUUAUUUUGCUUGAUGGUUUAGAUGAAUGGUCUUUUGACAGUGAGACUAGGAAUGAGUUCCAGGCAGGCCUUCCUGAACGUGACUUUACAAAGAAAUACACAAUUGUUACUACAUCACGGCCAUGGAAAAUUCACAGUUUGAGAGUAAGUAAUAGAGAGAUUCAUCAAUUAUUGAAAUUAAAAGGGUUUGAUGAAACACAUGAAAAAGAAAUGAUUGAGAAAACAAUAACAGCAUUGAACGAAUCAUUAGAUCCAAGUGUGUGUGAAAAAGAGCUUGGGAUACCGUCUGUGGUUGGCCUGAAACAGGUACCAAUUAUGCUGCAGCAAUUAAUAUGUCUAUGGUGUGAUGGUAAACUAGAUAAAACAUCAAGGUGUGCUAUUUAUACUGGUAUGUUAGAACUUUAUUUCACCUGGAAUAUCAAUAAAACUUUAUGCAAUAAUACAGAAUGUAUGGAAAGUUCUCAGAAUGUUGAACUCCCUCAGUAUUUAACAGAUGUAGAGAUAUGUAGAUUAAAUAGUAAUCUUAUAUAUGGUGUGUCACGCUUGGCUUAUCAGACACUGUUCAAUUAUCCAAAGGAUAAGUCCUUAACAUUUGACAAAUCUGUUUUUGAUGAUUUGAAAAUAUCACAUGAAGUGCGUGAAAAUUGUCUGAAACUGGGGAUUUUGACAGAAGAAAAAUGUCCUUCUCUAUCUGUAUCCAAGCCUAAAAGCUCAUUGUUCUCUUUCAUUCACAAAUCAAUGCAAGAAUUUCUGGCUGCAGUGAACAUUGGUAUCAAUUUUAAGAUAAGAAUAAGUUUGUCAGAUAGUACACAAACAGAAAAUGUUGAUUUGCAAAGCCAGUGCAUUCAGUUUGUUAAUGAGGCUUUUCAGAAAUGUUCAACAGUAAAUGACAUAUUAGAGCAGUCAAAUGUUGUCAUAAUGCUAUGUGGUCUUGAACCUAGAUUAGCAACACAUGUUUCAAAAUACAUAUAUGAUACUGUGUCAAAAGACUCUCGUGUUCAGGAAUACAGGAGAACAAUAAAUAGGAAGUGGGAUAUGAAUCAUUGUUGUAUUACUGAUAUUCAAAAGCUUAUGUUUGAGUCGAUGGAAGAAUUAAAUGCAACUUGUAGUAUAGGAAGUAAUACUGUAAUUUAUAUAGGAGAUAUUGCCAUGGAUAGUCGGAAUCAGUAUUGUGAUAUUGUUUGUACAGGUAUUGAUCAGAAACAAAUUGCUCCUGAUUCUGUUCUGUCUAUUUAUGUAGAUGACAUCUACACAGAAAAUGUUAAAUUUACAAAAUAUUUACCAAUGUUUCAUCAUCUUGAAAAAAUUGCAAUAAUAUAUGAAACUGAAUUACAAAGGUUUUUAAGAACACAAAGUGAUAGUACACCGAGAAAUAAACAGAUGAUUGAUGAGGUAGACAAUUUUGUUUCUGAGACAAUUAAAGUAAACACUUUAACAUUAAAAUCCCUGAUGCUUGAAGGUACCAAUUACACCGACAAGCAGUGUUACCCUGUGUAUAAAAAUGCUGUAAGUUAUCUACCUAGUAUGAUCAAUCUUGUAGCAAUAAGUAUGAGUUUUAUAACAAUAAGUCAUGAUGAUACAGCUACAUUCUGUAAUUUUCUUGAGAGAACCAGUCAUCUUGAACAAAUACAUCUUGAGAAUUUUGAAUGUGUGUGUAUAAAGCAGCAUGAUGUAAAUUUAUCAAAACAUCAAAAACUUCAGUACCUUGAUUUAUGUAAGACUGUUAGUGUGAUAGAUGCUGAUACUACAAGCCUUGAAAUAUUUAUAUUUGAUAAAUUGAAAAUUAGUAAUUAUGAUAAAAUAUUUGAUAUUAUAAGAAAAUCUAACAAAUUAAAAAAGCUUGUAUUGCAAGGAGAUUAUAGCAAUGAAUCUCAAUUAUAUCAUACCAACAUAACAAAGAGACUAGUUACAGUAUUACCAUUGUUACACAAUCUCAGUAAGCUUGACUUAUAUUGGUGUAGGUUUACUGACAAUAUAAUACAGUUACCUUUAGAGAUGAAGAGUUUAAAGCGCAUUAGGCUUAGUAAUGUCAUAAUGAGUUUGACAACAUGGCAGAAGUUUGUUGAUAGUCUUCCUAUGUUUCCUCAUACUGUAGAUGUGUUUGUAGGUCAAGGUUAUAUAACAGGAGAUGGUGAGGAGUUUGAUGUUGAUCGGUCAAUAUGGAUAUUACAAGAACUUAACGGAGGUAAGGGAAGGGAUGCUGAACAAUAUGUAAAAGAUAAGGAUGAGUUAUUUCAUGUUAAAGAUGAUGAUUUUUGGUUUGAAUUUUCAACAAAAAAGGGAUAAAGUAUCCAAGUACAUGUUGUUAACAUAGCAACUAAAUUAUUGCAUGUUAAAAGAGAUGAUAAAUGUGUUGUUGUUGUUGUUGUUUUUCUAAAUGUUUUGAAAUUUUAACAUAGAAGAGACAUUCAAAUUUUCAAUAAAAAAGUGAUGAAUUAUCCAUGUAGUUACAAAUUGUUUGAAAUUAAAGUUGUUGUUGUUGUUUCUUUUUUCAUUUUCAACAGAAAAAUAAUGUUUAAAUUUUUAACAUAGUGAGAGAGAAUACAUGCGGUUAACAAAGUGUUUAAUCUUACUUAUUUAAUUUUAAAAUUUGUUUCUUUAUAGUUUCAUCAAAAAAUGUGAUACUAAAAACAAGUAAUUAAUAUCUUGUUGUAAAGCAACAUGAUAAAUAUAAUGCAUUAUGAUAACAAUCACCAAAAAACAGUUCAUUAAAUAUUGAUUUCUGGUCAUGUUACAAAAGUAUUUAUAAUAUUGAAAUUGAAGAAAAUAAUAUUCAAAUUGUGUUUAUAAAUAAAUAAAUGAAUUAAAUGCAGUGAAAUAUAAUAGAUAUAUUGAUCUUAAUAAGGGUAAAGCUUAAGGGCUCACCCGGCAGCCAUGUAUUAUGAACUCAAUUAUUAUCAUAUGUUUAUGUUAAUAUAAUGGUAUCAUUAAGAUUAAAGUUUAGGUGUUUUUUGAAAUUUCAUGGAAAAGGUCUAGAUUUACUUAGCUGAUUACAAUUUUUGAGUAUUACUUAUUAAUUAAUUGUUAAUGAUUAUUAAUAGUUGUAUUGCUUACCGGCUGAUGAAACUUUUUAUCACGGUUUUUAUACCAUGUAAACAUAUGUGACACAUAUUUGUAAUCAUGAACUGUUGAUUGAAUGUAUCCUGUUCAUAUGUUAUUAAAUGUUUAUGUCUAUAAGAAUUUAUACAUGCUUGUGUAACUAUACAUACAUUUUAAACAGUUGUAUCUGUUCGAUUUAAAAGCCCAUUAAGCCUUAAAAAAUGCAAUCACUUUCAUUUUACAAAAGCUUUUAUCUUUGUGUCUAAAAUAUUACUCAUUGGCCAUAUAUGUGAGCCAUCUUUUGUUGCUGUUUUUUUUUUUUAAAGCAUUUUACCAACUAGUACAGUUAUGAUA
This is a messenger RNA of Ruditapes philippinarum (Manila clam), 5263 nucleotides long. RefSeq lists its product as uncharacterized. Bases 179 to 4156 code for a protein of 1325 amino acids. The record is from RefSeq and is a predicted model, not a curated record. The transcript is spliced from 5 exons. NCBI's taxonomy places the organism in Eukaryota, Metazoa, Mollusca, Bivalvia, Venerida, Veneridae.